Molecule: messenger RNA, 1872 nt
Organism: Rotaria socialis
Lineage: Eukaryota; Metazoa; Rotifera; Eurotatoria; Philodinida; Philodinidae
Source: the annotation of a GenBank genome assembly
AUGAUGAAUAACAAUAGAAGCUUUUUGAUAUUUCUAUUCUGCUGCUUGACUCUCGAUAUUGUUCAUCUUUUGCCAACAUUUGACACCAACCAAGUUCAACACAAUCAAAGCAAUGCUGACCCGAUCCUCAUCGAAGUAUCGUGGACUACACAUGACUAUGAUCUUCAUACUGUUCCCGCUCUACAAGUUGUAGCCAAUCCACUAUUAGCUCGACAAUUUUCACCCAUUUACAAAGAAAUUUUCGCAAAUUUGAAGCAACUCAAUGCUGAAUAUACUCGAUAUGCUGCUUGGUUUCCUUAUCCUAAAUUAGCCGUUGCUGAACUCGAUCCUCCAUCAGGUAUAUUUCAAUGUGGUAAUGUUGGUGAGAACUUUUCUAUUAAUUUAUCUUGUGAACAAAACGGUGGCGUAAUAAGUCAAGUUGAUUUUGCAUCGUACGGAACAUCAACAGGUACAUGUGGUCAACUGCAGCAAGGAGCGUGUCAUGCUGCAAAUAGUUCAGAAAUUAUUCAAAGAGUUUGUAUCGGACAAAAAACAUGCAGUGUUCCAGCAACAAGUGAUAUAUUUGGUGACCCAUGUCAAGGAAUCCCAAAGCGAUUACUGAUUCAAAUUCAAUGUAAUCCACCACAGAAUAAUACCUACUAUAACUUUAAUUAUCUUGAUACAAUGCUACAGGAUUUCCUUGAUGCUACUGAUGGUCACUCACGUAUUAUCUCAUUUUCAACUCAACCGAAUUGGCUUUUUAAGCUAGAUACACCUCACAUUUAUCCUGAUAAUGCUUCAUUAACUGAUUGGCGAUAUCCAGUCGGUACAGAACUAGUCGACGAUACAAUGCAUGCAUUAGGUGACUAUUAUGGACGUCUAGUUGCUUGGUAUACUCGGGGUGGUUUCAUAGAUGAAUACGGUCGAAAACACACAUCAAACUACGAUUACAAUUGGGAUUAUACGGAAAUAUUCAAUGAAGUUGAAUCGGAGCAUAGUAUGAAUGUUGAAUUCUAUACUCGAGCAUAUGAUGCAGUGAUACAAGGUAUUCGAAGACAUACAAAUAAUUAUGAUAUGAAAUAUGUUGGAAUGGCAUUGGGAGGACACAAUGAGUUUGGUUGGUACAGAUAUUUUUUAAAUCAUUCAAAUCAUGCACCUGAUAUUCCACUUGAUAUGAUUUCUUAUCAUUUCUAUGCAUUAGCUAAUUCUCGAACAGAUCCAAAUGAUUGGGAGUCAUUUUUUAGUCAACUUGAUGGCUUCACAUUUGAAGUAGAACAAAUCGAAGAAAUUCGAAAGAUUCUUUCACCAGAAACAAGAACAACAAUUGACGAAUUAGGUGUUAUACUUCCUGAUGACAAUACACCGGGUGCACCUCAAUUUCCUAUGGUAUACUGGAAUGCUGCAGCUGCACUCUACGCAUAUGCAUGGGCAAGAAUAUCUCGACAAGGUAUCGAUGUUGUUGGUCAUAGUCAACUUCUGGGUUAUCCAGAGUUGCCUGAUCUUCAACUUCAACCACAAUAUCCAAGCGUUUCUUUACUCAAUUGGACAACCGGUGAAGGUACAGCUAAAUAUUGGACAACUAAACUGCUCAUCGAGACAGUUGAUAUUGACAAUGAUCAAGCAGUAGUGACAGAAACAACUGACCUUCAAGGACAAAAUAUCUUUAGUCAAGCAUUUAUUGGUAAGAAUGGUCGUCGAUGGGUAUUGAUUAUUAAUAAACGAUAUGCUAAUAUUGAUGUAUUCUUACCUGGUUGUACUGGUGGUCGAAUGCAAAUAAUAAAUGAAGCAUCAGGCUUUGGUCCACCUACUGAAGUCACAUUAGAAUUGAGUAAAAUAACAUUAAGUCCAUUUGCUGUUGCUGUUGUUCAUAUGCCUCCUGUAGAUAUAGAAUAA